UGUGCAGUCUUUCUGAUGGUUAUCUUAUUUCUCUAUAUUUUAUUUUAUUCAUUUAAUUUGGCACUAACUGGCCGGAACACAACACAUACAACAAGGAUUAUCAAAGUCUGUCCUUGUAGGUGACAAGGUGUACACACACGAUGCUUACCACCAAGCUAUUUAACCCCACCCUAUCUGUACUUCUAUUAGUCAUUAUUAUACAGUAGAUUCGUGGUCCAGUUGAAGAACAUUCAAGAUGUCAGAGGGACAGGCAGUUCGUGAACGUUAUACUUUUUUCAUAGACGCUAUGAGUAAAGCUGGAAAUGCUGAAGGAGCGAAAGCCGUUUAUGAUAAAUGGGCAGAAACCUAUGACCAGGACGUAAUGGCGCCAGAGAAUCAGCAUUACGGAAGGGCAUUCUUGGUGGAAGCACUUCAGAAGAUGGUUACCGAUAAAUCCGUGAAAAUUUUAGAUUUUGCCGCAGGUACUGGAAUAGUCGGACAAAUGGUAAAGCAAGCUGGGUUCAACAACAUCGAUGCUUUGGAUUGCAGUAACAAGUGCUUAGAAAAAGCAAAAGAAAAACAUGUGUAUCAGAAUCUGAUGGAAGAAACGGCCGGACAAAGACAGUUGGCAAUAAAUGACAAUACGUAUGAUGUGUUGAUUUGCUCCGCUGGAUUUGGCCCUAACCUGCUGAAUCAAAGUGUCUUUUCUGAAUGGAUAAGAAUCACAAAACCUGGUGGCUAUAUCUUCAACUCAUUCAGGAAACAAUGGCUAAAAUUGGAUCCUAGUUUAAACGACGGAAAAUUUGAAAAAGAAAUGCAAAGACUCGAGGACAACUACAAAUGGAAACUAGUUGGAAAAGAAGUACAAAAUGGGAUAGAUUCGAAAGAAGCACUAUUGUUCGUUCACCGGAUAUGCUAAACUGAAAAUAUAAUGAACAAUUAGUUAUUAUACGGAGGCAUCAAAUAUGCCUAAUUAAUAAAAUUCACCAGGCCACAUAUUAAAUGGUAAAGAAUGGAUGAAGACUAAUUUUUCUUUGGGAAAAAAUAAACUUGAAAGAAUUGUUAAAGUCCGAUGACAGAGAAGAAUAUGGCUUUUGAGCUCUGUCAGUCAAAACAAGAUUCAGCUCUCAAUCGUUUAGGGCCUAAUUCUGACGACGCUAUUAUACAAAGGAAUUAAAAUAAUCCCCAAAACUACUGAAUUUGAUGUUCUUUCUGAUGGUAAAUAGUUUUAUUUAAGUGCUAUCAACUGCACACCAAAUGCACAGCAAACCACACUUGAUUCAGAAGCCAUGGGAUGCUCUAAAAGGACACAGGCAGGUCACAUAAACCUUACGUAAUGUUGUUUUAGUCUGGAUUAAUAAACAAUUUUAUAUACA
Molecule: messenger RNA, 1355 nt
Organism: Anneissia japonica
Lineage: Eukaryota; Metazoa; Echinodermata; Crinoidea; Comatulida; Comatulidae
Product: methyltransferase-like protein 27
Exons: 5
Coding region: 236-898 (220 amino acids)
Source: RefSeq, a predicted model, not a curated record